Molecule: messenger RNA, 5754 nt
Organism: Uranotaenia lowii
Lineage: Eukaryota; Metazoa; Arthropoda; Insecta; Diptera; Culicidae
Gene: Cp190
Product: centrosome-associated zinc finger protein CP190
Exons: 4
Coding region: 847-4314 (1155 amino acids)
Biological process (GO): regulation of transcription by RNA polymerase II
Cellular component (GO): nucleus
Molecular function (GO): protein binding; RNA polymerase II cis-regulatory region sequence-specific DNA binding; DNA-binding transcription factor activity, RNA polymerase II-specific
Source: RefSeq, a predicted model, not a curated record
CGGUCGGACAGAAAAGCUUUCCCGUAAAAUUUGAUUGAAUCGAGGGCAGCAGCGAGCGGCCGCCAUCAUCGCCGCAUUCAUCACUCAGCAGCGGUCGCCAUCUUGGUAAAGUGCCAGCGAAAGUUUAGCCGAGUUUAGCUGUGCGACAUCUACGGCGGUGUAGCUCAAAAAUUUGUGCUUGUGGAUACUAUUUCAUAGGAUUUUUCGCUAGAGUUUCGAAUUCGAGCCCGGCGGUACCUGGAAGGUGGUGCCGAAGUCCUUUUAAACACGAGUAACGGUCGUCGGGGUUGUUUCUGAUAACCGGAUUCCGUCGGAAGUUAGAUCGCCCCCGAUUCGGGGUAGCGGGUUUGUGGAAAUCGCGUCGCGUCACUGCUGCUCUUCCUUCAGUGCCACGGACAUUGGACGAACGGGUGUGAGAUUGCAUAUCGAAGAAGUACUUUCUAGAUGCGUGGGGGAAUUUGGGUUUUUCUGUUGGAAAUCAGUGGUCUAUGGUCGUGAAAAUCUGAGGAAGUGAAUACUGAAGAGAUCCGGAAUAGUGGUCCCACGUUUUUGUCAAGGAUUAAUCAGAUGGUGAUAAGCCUUCAAUACUUGUCAAUAUCCUACCGAAAUUGUGCCUCAACCUGGAUUCCAAAGCCAUACUUUUACCGAAAGAGGAAUUUAGUUAAAACAGUGAGCCCAAAAUUUCAACCAAAUGUUGGAUGAAAGUUAGAAGAUAUUGGAAAUUCGUAUUCAAACUUUACGAAGAAAAGGAUUAUAAAUCUUCAUUCAAGCCUGUAAAUGGUCCGAUCUGAUGCAGACGAGGAACAUUGGAUAGUCGAUCAGAGUAUAUAGAUACCCAGUACCAGAAUGACGCGUAUAACGGAAACCAAAUCCGUCAAGGUGGAUAAUUGGGGAGUGUUCUUCCUGCAGAAACUGCAAAACUUUUUCAACAAAACCGACCAUUGCGAUUUGACGCUCCAAUUCAAUGACAAUUCGCAACUCAAAGUGCACCGAUUGGUGCUGAGUGCCUGUACGGACUAUUUCAACAUGCUGGAAAAUACCUGCGAAAUGUAUGACGAUGUGUUGAUCAUGCCGCUCGAUUUGCAAGCCGACGUUAUAGUUCCGAUUGUGAAUUUCAUGUACACAGGUACGUUGGAGUUUCAGUACAGCAUUUAUGAGAAGCUAUUAAAAACGGCUCGGGAUAUGAAUAUGACAGUUCUGUUGAAGUUGUUGGAAGCUCACAAACAAACUACUAAUCGGAUGGCUUUUCAAGGUAAACAGCCAAUUCUGUUGAACAAGCAAGCUCCACGUGGUCCAGGAACAGGAAUAAGAAGCAACUUCAAUGCAUCCACCGUGCAACGUAGUUACGGUGUAGCGGGUCGUGGUGGUGCUACGGUGGGUAAUCGUGGCAUACAACAGCAAUCCAGACCUGUUGUUCAUCGCCAGACGACAAUUGUGCCAGUUUCGAAUAAGCAAUAUUCACCCAAUAAAACGGUCAGCAUUCCUGAACCACAACAGCUUAUGGCUAAAUAUGCAGUAUCCAGAGAAACACCUGCAGGACCUUCGCGUUUUGACGAUACCGCUAUCACUUCGGAUGGUUUUGAAGGCGCGUUUGAGGACAUGUCCUACGAAAGCAGGCCACUAGUAACCGCUGAUCAGAUUAAGAAGGAGGAAGAAACAUCUCCAUUCGAAAAGUUACGGAAAGGUUACACUAACAUAAAUGUAAUGAAGAGACCCGCUAGUAAUGCUAUUGCAGGUCCAACGGCCAAAAAGCCGAACCUAGAUGAAGUAAAAGAAUUUACCGAAGCUGCUCGCCUCCGCAGUCAGAUUGCAACCGAGGAUGACGAUUCACCCGGUUUAGAAGACGAUACUCGAUUCGUGGAGGAAGAUGAACAACAGCAACAGGCUAUCAAAACAAGUCCCAAAUCCUACGGUUCUCCAGGUAAGCAAAUUAUCAUAAAACAAGAAGCGACCUCACCCGGAACGGCAGCUGCCAUCAAACAAAUCACUGUAAAAGAUGAGUCCGGUAACGUUGACCACGCCAAAAUUAUCAGUGAAGUACUAAAAAAAUAUCCACACUUGGUGAAAAAGAACAAAAAUAUCAAAUUGAAAAUUAUGCAGAAAACUUCACCAACAGCUCAAGCGGGACCAGCUACACAUAAGGUACAGGUGAACACUGCAACACCUCUCAAAUCAGAUGCAGCGAUGAUUCGCAAGGCAACAGAUUCGAUUCAACGGGCACCGAUCGCGUCGUCGACACCGGGCCCCAAGAAAAUAGAUUCCAAAACAAUGCAUGCCUUGAUUGCGAAAGGUGCCGAGAACAUGACCGGACCAUGGCUAUGCUUACGCUGCGGAGUUGGUGGAAGGCCAAUCAGUAUUCCAAACUACAAAGCCUUCCGUAAUCACUUGAUUGUGAAGCACAAGGAAAAGAUCGACGCUCGCAUCUGUGAGCAUUGCGGCUGGAAGGCAGAGCAGCGCAAUCCCCAUCUGUUCUACCAUUGGUUGACAGAGCACAAUAUCAAAUCCACGGUGAAAUUCCCCACCUGCUCAGAGUGUGGCCACGUAGCUAUCAAUGCCAGCGCUUUGCAGAAACAUGAAGACGAAAAUCAUCAACGUGGAGACUUGCAGCAGUGCAUUUACUGCAACAAGGUGUUCGCUAAAGAAAUUGAGCUGUACGAGCACAUGAAGAGCCUACACAAAGACCGAGCCCGGGAAGAUGGAGUCAUCGAUUUCUCCGACGAGGAGUACCAUAUGGGAGAGGAAGAACAAAUGAUGACAGCCCACGGCUCCAGUGGAUCGGAAAAAAUCAAAAUCAUUUCUAAUAUCAGCCUAGCGGCUAGCGGUACGAUUCCAUUUGUCAUUGAUCCCAGCCAGGUGCAAACCAUAUCGCAAAUCGGUGGCAAAUCGUCACUGCAGAUUCAGCAGAUUACUCUCGAGCCGUCGUCGGAAGCGGAAGCCCUGAGCAAUGUGGCGUCCGGCAUUGCCACCAGCUUGGGGCUGGUAGACAGCUCAGGGGUAGUGAUCGAAGAUUCGAACUUCCAGGGAGCUCAGUACGUCGAGCACCAGCUGGCAUCGGUGCACGGCGAAUCAUCGGGCGGAGCUGACCAGCUUACCAAACUGAUCACCGAAGACGGCACCGAGCUACAGCUGACCCAAAGCCAGAAGGAGGAGAUUAUGUCACAGCUACAGAACAGCGGAAACGGCAACGUGGUGAUGGUUCUGAACGACGAUAACUUCAUCGGUGGCAGCAGUAUCACCCUGGAGGAUGGAUCCCAUCUAAUCACUACCAGCGCCGACCAUCACGAUCCCAACGCAGUUCUUAUGUACACCCAAGCUGGUGACGUUUUGACCGGUGUUACCGAGAGCGGCUCCGGAAUGUUGGCCGUUACAACGACGAGCACGUUGGAGCAAGAUGAACAGCCGCAACAGCACAUCGAUGAAACAUCACAAGCUUCUGUCCAACCGUCCGAGGCAGUCAGCGAGAAAGUCGGUGAAGCUGGAGAAAACAAUCAAGAAUCGGUGCAGCAAGUCGAACGUACAGUGAAGGCUGAAGCGGAGGAAGAUGAUGAAGUGGAAGAGGAAGAUGAAGAUGAGAAAGCGGAGAAGGCCGCAAAGGAAAGGGAGAAGCAGAAACUGAUUUCAGAGUUGGAAGGUGACUGGUCCGAGGACACGGAAGAUAACCAACAACCUAAUGCAGAGGAGGAAAAACAAGCAGAGGCACCUGUGGCAAAAUCAAACAAACCUGCUGCAGCGUCGAAAGAGACCAGUGAAAAAACAGAAAACAAAACAGAGACUCCUAGUCUCAAUGACAAGGAAAUUGAUGAUUUGUUGGAUGAUUGGAACAACGAUUCCAAACCUGCUAACGAUGAAGACACAGAAAGCAAACCUGUUGAAGAGAAAAUACCGGAUAAAGAUCCCGUUGAACCGGAAAAGGAAGAACCGACCCCUAUGGAAACAUCCACCGGCGAUGGAGAACACACAGCUGAUGAUAGUAUCGGCGGUGCGAGCAGCGUUAAUGAUAGUGAAACGCAAAUUGUUAUAAUGGCUGCAGAGAGCGAAACAGAAACGUCUCUGAAAGAGGAUGAAACCAGUCAAGGAGAAGGGGAAGCGGCAACGGCUGCGGAAACAGACAAGGAUGCUUCAACUGAAACGCCCAAGGAUGCGGACACUGGCAAAAGUGAGCCUGAAGAAAAGGAAACCGAGCAAAGCACUGAUCGUGCGAAAGAAGAAGACAAUGAUCAGCAACCCAAGGAGGAAGAUGAAGAUAAAACAAAAUCGAAGAAAGAGGUAGUGAAUUCCCUGCUAGGAGACUGGGACGAGGAUGAGGAUAUGUAAGUAUGUCUUGCAGAAUUACUAAGUUCCAGUCGUGCGUUAUUUGUGGUAAAAUAACAGUAAAUGUGCUUAGAAAAGCGCAUAGUCAAAAACUGUAUCAAAAGUUGACGAUUAUCAAUUUUAUGAUUAUUAUUCUAUCAUAAUUCUACAACGUGUAUAAAAAUAAAGAUAAGCAUAAAGGAAAACAUCAAUCUUAGACGUGACCAUAAAACUAAUAAUACAGUUUAAAGCUAGUUUUUAUUGAUUAAAAUAAGAAAGAGAUUUGGUAAAACUAGUAAAGAUUCGUUUAAUUCUUAUAGAUUCAUCUUAAAAUCCCAAUUUUGUUGCUAAUAGGUACUAACAAAAUGGAACAAUUAUCAUAAAGUAUGCACUUUUUUGAAAAUAUUUUUCAACCUGAAGUUAUAAAAAAAAACUAUGGAUGUUUGAUUUUCUUUUAGUAAAUAUUUUAUUUGAAUCAAGGAUCAACUCAUUAUCCUCGAUUCCAAUAAGAUCCUACUAUUUUCAGAUACUAUGCAAGCACACAACUUUGAAAGAUUAACAUUCUCACAUGAGGUUUGUCAUAAUUUUAUUUUACUUAUUACUUGUGAACCUUUAGAGCUUAUCAUUGAAUGUCGUACGAACCAGUGAAAAUCUGUGCUUGUCGCGUUGUUCGACUGUCUCAUAAAAGCAUUCUAUUACUUCUAGAACAAGAAUGAAUCAAUGAAAUGAUGUUGACUUGACCCUUAAAUAAGCAGUGCACAAUAAAUUUAAGUUAUGAUUCAUUGAAGCUUUAGAAAACAUACUAAUUUGUGUUCAGAACAACUGUUUUUCUUUGUGUUUUAUCUAACGCAUUUCUUACUUGCCAAUCUAAGUGGGUAACAUUAUUUGUGGCCCCAUAACUUGUACGGAACAUAUUCACUGAUCAUGGACGAAGGAACAAAUUUUCGUCGAUGAUGACUGAAUGUGAUGACAUUUCAUUUAAAUGUUGCAAUGUUUUUAGUUUAUAUUUUGUGAAACUUACAUUAAGGAACCUCAAUUUUCGGGCUGAAGAGCUUCAACUGAUUAACACCUAAUAUAUACCCUUGUUUUCUGAGAGAAGAUUUGAAAUUCACAAUACCUACAUUAUUUUUUUUUACAUAAAAAUAAACAUAAAAACCUGAAAGUACUAAUAUUUAAUUACCCCUUAAUCUGUAUUUGUAGCAGCGUGGUUCUUGAAAAAAAAGACCAUAAUUUUGUCGUUAGUAAUUUUUAGCAUAAGAACAGAGAAAUCUAUCUUUUUUUCUUCAGUUCAAUAGGAAUUAAAAAAAAUAUGUGUAGACGUAGUAAAAAUACGUUCAUGUUUGCCUUAGGCCGGUGUUCUUCCUAGGGAAAACGAUUGAGAUGUUUUGCUAGUUGUGUAAGUUCGCUGUAUGAAAUGCUAACUGGAGAUUGACAAAGGCAAAUAAAUCUAUGAUAUAUAUUUGA